This is a messenger RNA of Prorocentrum cordatum, 3888 nucleotides long. The record is from the annotation of a GenBank genome assembly. NCBI's taxonomy places the organism in Eukaryota, Dinophyceae, Prorocentrales, Prorocentraceae.
AUGGGAGUCCCAGCGGGCCUCACCGAGACCCUCCAGGCCGCUGGCAUACGCGCUCUGGAGCUGCUGGCCAUCCGCCAGACCCUGAUCUCCGCGGUGCCUCCGUGCCCUGCGGUCUCGCUGGCGUGCCCGCCCGCGAACGUCAGCUGCCCGCCGCAGGUGUGCCCUGCGUACGUCUGCCCCCCGCCAGCGUGCCCUGCUCCGCUGGUCAACCUCUCCUGCCCGCUGGCAGGGCUACCCCCGCCACCCGAGGGGCUCGACGUGCCCUCGGCCCUGUGGGGGGGCCUGGCAGGGCUCUGGGCGGGCCUUGGGCUGAGCGGCGCCGCGUGGAGGCGCGGCCGCACGCCCGGGGUGGAGGCAGCUGGAGUCGGAGACCGAGCGCGGGAGCAGCUGCAGCUGUUGAGGCGCAAGCAUGGCGAGAUGCCCCGAGCAGGGGCGGCUGCCGCCCCCGCCGCCGCUGGCACCGUCUGGCUCGAGACGGAGGACCAUCGCGGGCUCAGGCGGGGAGUGAGUCUGCCCGACCCCCUGCCCGACGAAUCGGCCACGCACGGCGACAUGGCGCUCGUCCCGCAUGCGGGGGGCUUCGUCGCGGCGCGACAGGUCCCCGUGGCGGAGGUCGAUGCGUUCGUGGUGGACGACCUGCGCGCGCUGCCCGUCCGCUUCAACCAGGAGAGGGUUCGGCGCCGCCCGUUCAGCGAGGCGGUGGACAUCCAGGUCGGCGACGAGCCCGAGGGCGGCGUCAUGCUGUCGGGGCCCCGUGCCUGCGCGUGGGUGCUGAGGUCGUGGAGGGAUGCUGGGCUCACGCCUAUCACUCACCACGCCAACUGGCUCCGCUCAGGGCACAUCCCCGACGGCGACCGCUCGGUGCACGAGCAUGAGGUGCUGACGAGGGUGCUGGACUCGAGUGUCACCGUCGACCAGCUCAACGCCCCCGCGCUGCAGAGCGCCGAGCUGAUCUGCCGCAGGAUCCAGCUCAUCGAGGACGCGCACGCGUCGGCCGCAGACGACUACAUGGGCUGGGCGGCCACCCACCGCCAGGGCGCCGCCGUCGCGCCCGACCAGCAGCAGCACGUUGCCACUGCCAUGCGCGACCGAGCUGCGAUCUUGAAGGAGGGCCCGCAAGGCGAAGGAGGAGGCGGCGGGAAGACCGACGCCGGCGGCUCCGAAUGGCGCAGGCUCACGACGCCCUCGGCGACGGACAACAGGCCACUGCAGGCAGUCCUCAGCCUGCAGAGGGUCACCUGCGGGGCCCUUCCGGCCUGGGGGCAGCGGCAGAUCGUCAGCCGCCCGGCGACCGCCGCAAUUCGUCGCGAGGUCAGGCUGGCCCCAAAGUCUGACUCUCACUUCUCUCGCCGCGGGGCCGCCAAGGAGCUCCUGGCUUCCAGCCUGUCCUACGCCGUGGGCGAGGCGCCGAGUCCAGUGGCGCGGUGCGCCAGGUCCCGUGUCGGCGCCCCAGAAGUGGGUGCGGCCAUGCCUCCCGUCGAGUCGGUGCUCGAUGAGAUCGGGGAGAGCUACGUGCUGGACUACGAGCAGACAAUGAUGAAGACUCCUGACGAGUGGCCCCGUGCCCUGGACAGCGAGCCGCCCGUCACCCCGUACAUGGAUGAAGUUCUGAAGCGUGACCCAGCUGCUUAUAAGACCUUCAUCGGCGACUUGGUUAGGGCUAACAUGCUGGGCUUCACGCGCCGCCCGAAAGACCUGGUCACUCCCUUCUUCGUGGCCAGGAAGGGCGGGGCCCGGCGCCUCGUCUGGGGCGCUCGCGUGCCCAAUCGUCGUUUUCGUGACCCGCCGCCGCUGGCCACGGGGACAUCGGCGGCGCAUGGUCGCCUGCAACUUCCUGAUGAUCGUGGCGAGGCGGGGGGCUGCAGCACCGAGCUCUUCUGUGCCCAGGCGGACGUGCGCAACUACUUCUACGCACUCGGCCUGAGGGAGGAGCUCGGUCUCUUCUUUUCCCUGCCGCCGCGUGCCAAUGCGCACGUCUGCCGCUCGGCCUCGGGGCUCGGGGCCCCGCGGGCGCUGGCCGAUCGCGGCCCCGUGCCCCCUCUUGAUGGGGGAGCCCCGUGCCUCUUACCUUAUUGCGAUAACAUCAGCGCGAUCGGCACGGGCCCAGACAGACGCAACACCACGAUGCACCUGAUCUGCGACGCCCGCGGGAAGCAUGGCGCUGAGAUCCACGAGGUGGUCGAGGCAUCCGACGUUCCGGCCUCUAUGCGGCUGGAGCAGCGCCCCAGAGUCACGGGCAGGGAGGUGGAGAGGUAUGUGGGGCAUCUUAUCGAUCACUUUAUGUUGAAGAGGGAGCUGCUAUCGAUUCUCAGGAGUUUGUGCGAUUUUGUCAGGGACUGCUACCACGUGCUCGACCGUCUCCGGCCUUCCGCUGCCCGCGAAGUCGAGCAGCGGCGUCGCCUGCUCCCUCUGAUGUCGGCGAACCUGCGACUUCAGUGGUCGCCCGCGGUUUUCGCUUACGACGCCUGUCAAACAGGUGUGGCCGCUUGCCAGACGUCCAUCUCAUCAGGUCUUGUCAGGCGCAUCGGGCCCGUCAGCGAAAGGUGGAGAUAUCGCAUGCCUUCGGCUAUCUUGGCACGCCGGUCUGCUCUGGGAGUUGGGGCUGCUGAGGUGGAUGAGGCCUCGGAGGGGCCGCGCGACGUCUUCGCCGACGUCGAGGCCGCCAAGGCCCCCAGGCUCACCAACGAGGACCACGUCGAGGACCCCUGGGAACUCAACCCGCACUUCACGGAGGUGCCCCGCGAGGCUUUACAAGGCCCCGAGUGGAAGCAGGCCGUCUCGGCCAGGGUGCACGUCAAGGGAGCCAUCGCGAUCGUAGAGCGCCCGGCGGCCAGCCCCAGGAUAGUCCAGAAGGGCUUCUUGCAGGGCAGGCCGUUCGUCGGCGCCACCAAGGAGGAGAGGGUUGCACAUCGCCCCCCCGCCUCGCGCCCCUUCGCGAUGGCGAGGGGGGGCGAGCGGAGCUUCCUGGAGUGGAACGCGGUCACGCCAGAGACCCAGGCCUACUACAAGGAGGCCCUUGACGACUUCCAGGUGUUCGUCGACCUCCACGCUCCGCCGUUGCGCGCCGCGGCCCAGGUCGACCUAGCGCUGACGAGCUACGCCGACUACGCCUGGAACACUGGGCUCGAGAGGGCCGUCGUCCUGAAGACGUAUGUCGCUUGCAUCUCGGGCUGGAGGCGCCCGGGCCCAGGCCAGACCCGCCCGCCGACGCCGCGGCAGACUGUGGCGCUCGUGGCCCUCGCGAUGGCCACGCAGCUGGCCGCCCCGCGCGCAGCGCUGAUAGUGGCGACGAUGUUCUGGGCCUACCUCGGGCCCUCCGAGGCCGUCGGGCCCCGUGAGCAGGACUUAUUUUUCCUUGGGGGCUCGUCGAAAGACUGCGGCUUCAACCUGCGCCCCAGCGCCGGGGGCGAGUGCGGCAAGACCACCCUCUCCGACGAGAGCCUGCCCCUCGACUCUCCCGAGGCGCCGCGGCCGGGCCCGCUGCUGGUUCGCGCCCGAUCAGGGGAUCCGCGCGCCCCGCUGUUCGGGCUGACGGCCGCGAAGCUCGGCCUCCUCUGGCGCCAAGCGCUGGCGCUCGCAGGAAUGCCGACCAAGUGCGUGCCGUGCCAGCUCCGCCACGGCGGGCCGUCGCACGACCGCCUCAUGCGCCGCCGCUCCGCGGCGGAGAUCAAGGCCCGCGGACGGCGGGCCAGCGACUACACCACGAAGAGGUACGAGGCGCGCGCCAUGGUACAGCAGGAGCUGGUGCCCCUCCCAGACGACGCCCGCCGCCGUGCCGAGGCGGCGCCCCGCAGACUGCGCGCCGAGCUCGAGCGGCAGUCCAUGCCGCCGGCCGGGCUGCGGAGGGCUGGGGCCACGCUGACGGCCCAGGAGCCGAUCUUCUUCAUG